Molecule: messenger RNA, 222 nt
Organism: Phytophthora nicotianae INRA-310
Lineage: Eukaryota; Oomycota; Peronosporomycetes; Peronosporales; Peronosporaceae
Exons: 2
Coding region: 1-222 (73 amino acids)
Source: RefSeq, a predicted model, not a curated record
AUGUGGCGAAAACAUAUUUUGGCCCGGCCUGUAUAUUAUCUCGGUUAUAAACUCGAGUUUAAAUUAGCCAGGGGAUCGUCAUCUAGUCCGUCGUCAUCGAAAGCCAGGAUCAAGAAGAUUAGCCAACAGAUUCAGAAUGGCAACCUGUAUCUCAAAGCCGAGCUGCAGUAUCGCUGGAUUUACGAACCAUCAUUUGAUUUCGUUUGUACUAUUUACUUGUAA